AUGAAAAUGCAAUGCCGCCUCGCAGACCUAUAUGUUAUCCUGAGCGUUACUAUUGUUUGCUGGAUUCUGCCCAACUUUGCGCUUAAGAGCGGUGAGCUCCCGACCUUGCUGCUUACAAACAUGUUGACGGUUGCUGACAUAUUUAACCUGCUGAAUUGUUUCGAUGAACCUUUGGCUCCUAUACGCAGCAUAUGGAGCACGGUCAUUUGUGUAUGGCCAGCCAGUCUACUCCACCGCUUCUGCAAUAACAUAACAAGCCUUGUGGAUAUUUCUACUGAAGCUGAUGAUGGCUGGGACGAUUCUGAAUCGCACUCAUCGGCAUCGUUGGACUCACGCUCUGACUAUUCGGGUUCUGACUCUUUGGGGUCUGACUCUCGAUCUUGGUCAGAAUAUGUGGAGGAGACCAAUAAUCAGAAUUUUCUCGUGCGCGGUUCCAGUAACAUUGAUACGUGCCAGUCAAACAGUUCACCUCUGGAAGAAUGCACAUCCAGCCUAUUCUCUGUUAUCGUCGACAGUGGGGACUUGCCGUUUUUGUGUGUGCGUUGUUACCUGCUGUCCCGCGUUAAUCGGUACAAUCCCCAAAUCUAUUUCUUCGCCGCGAAAAAUACACUCUUCAUUGUAGUGGAGCGUCUAUUCACCGUUCUACCUUAUCUAUGUUGCCAGUUUGAUGGCACUUUCUUUUUGAUGUCCACACCUUUCUUUGAAUUUAAAAAAAUCAUGACUUUCUGGUCAUUCAUUUUACUCCACGUUGUCUUUAAUAAUAUAUCCAGCGUUGAAGGUAUUGCCUUGCCCGACGUGGAAAGUCUGCUAAAUUCUGACGACGUCGAAAGCGGUCAAUGGGAUGCUAAAUAUAACUAUUCGACAUCAACGGCCUCAGUCUCUGCCUUUUCGGAAUCGGCCUCUGGAUCUGCUUCAGGUUCUUAG
Molecule: messenger RNA, 924 nt
Organism: Dibothriocephalus latus
Lineage: Eukaryota; Metazoa; Platyhelminthes; Cestoda; Diphyllobothriidea; Diphyllobothriidae
Source: the annotation of a GenBank genome assembly